AUGCUGCUGGGGGACGAGAUCAGCGCCGGGGACCGGCUGAGCGGAGCCGCCGCCCGGGGGGACCUGGCCGAGCUGCGCCGCCUCCUGCACCAGGAGCUGGUUCAUCCCGACUCGCACAACCGCUUCGGCAAGACGGCGCUGCAGGUGAUGAUGUUCGGCAACACGUUUGUGGCCGAGGAGCUGCUGAAGCAGGGCGCCAGCCCCAACAUCCAGGACGAGGCCGGCCGGGCGCCCACCCACGACGCCGCCCGCACCGGCUUCCUGGACACCCUGCGCGUGCUGGUGGAGCAUGGGGCUGACGUCAACGUGCCCGAUGGGGCGGGGGCACUGCCCGUCCACGUGGCCGUCCGGGAGGGGCACACGGAGGUGGUGCGGUACCUGGCGCCCGAGUCCAACCUGCGGCACCACGAUGCCGAGGGGCGCACCCCACUGGAGCUUGCCCGUCACCUGGGCCUGUCGCACCUCGAGGCCAUUCUGGAGCAGCACCUGUCUGCCCCCGCGUAACACCUUCCUGGGCAGGAGGUGGGUGGCACUGCUCUGGGGUGGGGGUGGCUGGCUCCUCCUGGGACGUCCCCAAUCCCUCCGUUGCACCCACCCCAAAGGGACUUGCCUGCCCCUUCCCGUCCUAACUCCCCGCCCGUGUAAAGGCAGCUCCCCGCCCCCCCACCUACCUCAGAGUUCGUCUUUAACUUUCACUGUUGUUUCUAUUUAUAUUUUUUGUGGGUGCUUUUC
Molecule: messenger RNA, 732 nt
Organism: Emys orbicularis (European pond turtle)
Lineage: Eukaryota; Metazoa; Chordata; Testudines; Emydidae
Gene: CDKN2D
Product: cyclin dependent kinase inhibitor 2D
Exons: 2
Coding region: 1-504 (167 amino acids)
Cellular component (GO): nucleus
Molecular function (GO): protein binding
Source: RefSeq, a predicted model, not a curated record